AUGCAACCGAUCAAGCCGUUCUACUACCUCUGCAAACUGUUCGGGCUGUGUCCGUUUUCGCUCGAACCGGCCGCACUGGCGCUGACCAAGCGGGCCUCGCACGUGCGCCAGCUGGCCCCGACCUACACCGUGCUGUUCCUGUAUCUCUCCUGUCUGGUCAGUAUCUUCUGGCAGAGUGGCACCAAGUCCGACAUUUCCAAUGCCGCCAACUGGAUCCAGUUCAUCCCGAACUCGUUCGCCUACAUCUUUACGCUCGUGUUCGCCAUCCGGCAGCGGGUGCUGGCCAACGACAUCCUCGCCACGUGCGCCGUCUGCGACGACAAGCUGCGCUCCCUGUUCGGCAUCUCGUUCGCCAUUCCUAACAUCAAAAUGAGACGCAUCGCCAUCCUGGCCUGCACCGUGGUUCUAGCCUGCGGCAGUACGCUCGGAGCGCUCAAUUUCGUGAUCGGCGUUAAUUGGCAGCAAGUGUGGACGGUGCUCUACUGGAUCGCGUUCUGUAUGCCGAAGUUUGGGCUGCUGUUGUUCAGCUUCCAGUUCGCUGGCUGCAUCCUGUACCUGUCGGACCGGGCGGUGCUGCUGCUGCGCGGGAUGAACAAUUUUCCCGUCGGAGUGGAAAGCUUGACGCUGCCACCGCAACCGCUCAGCUCGCAGUACAAACUGCUCAACACGGCCGCGAUCGGAGGCGACGGGUUGGGGGGCCGGGUGGGAGGUAAGCUGACCCGCCUCACGACCCUGGCCAACAUCAAAAUCCGCCCGAUCGGACCGCUCGACUCGAUCCAGCGCAUCCGCGAGGUGGUCGAGGUGCUGCAGGAGCUGUCGGCCAAGGUCAACCGGUGCUUCGGCAAGCAGGCCAUCUUCUCGCUGCUGUCCGCGUUCACCUGCGUCACGGUCCAGCUGUACUACAUGCUGAACCACAUCAAGUCCGGCUUCACGACCCCACACGCCGAGGUCUACGCGCUCGCGUCCUGCAGUCUGCUCUUCCUGCACGGCAUCGAACUCUGGACGCUGUUCUGCAGCGGUCAGCAAGGGCGCCUCCAGUGGCGCAAACUGGUCAACCUGCUGUUCUACCUGAAGUCCAAGUCCACGGACGACGACUACCGGGGCAAGGCGGACGAUUUGAUUUCGUUUAUGCUCGCCAAUCCACUCGAAUUCAGCGCGUACGGCCUGUUUCCCAUCGAUCUGUCGGUGCUGACUGGCAUUGCCUCCUCCAUCACGACGUAUCUGAUCGUGCUGAUACAGUUCAAAAUUUCCGAGGAGCAAAGCGGUGCCCGCGACGGCGGCUUGGACGAACAAGAAACAAUCCAAUUCUCUGCUGCGUAA
This is a messenger RNA of Anopheles bellator, 1320 nucleotides long. RefSeq lists its product as uncharacterized. Gene Ontology annotation, biological process: sensory perception of taste. The transcript has 7 exons. The coding region runs from base 1 to 1320 and encodes 439 amino acids. Lineage: Eukaryota; Metazoa; Arthropoda; Insecta; Diptera; Culicidae. The record is from RefSeq and is a predicted model, not a curated record. Gene Ontology annotation, cellular component: dendrite; neuronal cell body; axon.